ACAGACCCAAAUACACUUUGAGAGCUUUCACGUGCAUCGGUCUGUUGGUCUGAGAAAAUACAAUGACAUCGCCUUUAAUCCAUGAGAUCCCUGUGAUUGUUUUCCUGCUGAUCAUAAAGAGCACAGCCUUUAUCAUUAGAGAAAUCAUAGUGACCGAACCCGUGACCUUCCCAUGUACCUGCUCUGGAAUCUGCCCAGUGGUUUCCUGGACGCGCUUUAUUCCCAGUAAAACUGUCCUUGCUAAAAUCUACACGUGUCCGAGUGAGCAGCAUUGUGAGAAAAGAUUUGCAGUAGCAGGAGAUACCAGCAGAGAGGACUUCUCCCUGACGAUCAGUUCAGUGGUCUACAAUGACGCUGGCUCCUACAGGUGCACCUGUAAUGGAACAUCAGUUACUGAGAUCAAAUUGAACGUUUUUGUUCCCACAGCUGUAAAGGCUUUCGAAGGGGAGAGCGUCACCCUGCCGUGCUACGGAGACACUCGGCAUGAGGUUAAAGAUGUAAACUGGAAGAAAGCUGGACAAAAGGUUCUGCUGUACACUCCUGCAAACAGAUCAGUAACUACAUCAGAAGCCAGAUUUAUGUUAUCAGCAGAAGACUUUCCACAUGGUGAUCUGUCUCUUCACAUCAGUUCAGUCCAGCUGUCUGAUGCAGGACUUUAUCAGUGUCUCAUCCAUGAUGAAUCUCGGGAAGGAGAACCGAGAGCGGUUUCACUGAAGGUAGAAGGGCUACAACGUUCAACCGCCACCAGCAGCAAUGAAGUGUCAGUACUACGUGUGCUACUAGGAUCGAGCAUUUUGGUAGGAAUCAUCGGACUGCUCGUUUAGAUUGGAAGAAGAUGCUGUAAAUCCAGACAACAUGACCG
Clarias gariepinus (North African catfish) is the source of this 862-nucleotide messenger RNA. RefSeq lists its product as uncharacterized. The transcript is spliced from 5 exons. Gene Ontology annotation, cellular component: external side of plasma membrane. Gene Ontology annotation, biological process: negative regulation of T cell proliferation; T cell costimulation; cell surface receptor signaling pathway. The record is from RefSeq and is a predicted model, not a curated record. Lineage: Eukaryota; Metazoa; Chordata; Actinopteri; Siluriformes; Clariidae. Bases 63 to 824 code for a protein of 253 amino acids.